Molecule: messenger RNA, 1439 nt
Organism: Habropoda laboriosa
Lineage: Eukaryota; Metazoa; Arthropoda; Insecta; Hymenoptera; Apidae
Gene: PheRS-m
Product: probable phenylalanine--tRNA ligase, mitochondrial
Exons: 4
Coding region: 123-1439 (438 amino acids)
Biological process (GO): phenylalanyl-tRNA aminoacylation
Cellular component (GO): mitochondrion; cytoplasm
Molecular function (GO): phenylalanine-tRNA ligase activity; ATP binding; tRNA binding
Source: RefSeq, a predicted model, not a curated record
UGUAAUAAAAAACUACGAAGCAGAAGACUUUUCUUACAUAUGCAUACAGUGCCUUCACUUUUCCUCCAUUAAUUCAAUCAAUUAGUAACGUAUUUCAAAGUAUCUCAUAUAGGUGUGUCACGAUGAUUCCACAAUGUUGCAGGAUGUAUACAAAUUUUGGAUAUCCUAGAUUUAGAAUAUUGUUAAAUAGAACCCUUUCCACAGUUACGCAAACUGAAACUAGCAACGAUAUAAUACUGCUUGGUCACAAAUAUCCCACAGAUAAGUGGACAAAUAUUACUCAAAAUAUCAUUUGUAAACUAGGAAAAAAUUUACAUAUUACACCAUAUCAUCCUUUAUCUCAUAUUCGUCAACGUAUUGUUAAUUACAUUUAUAUGCAAUUUUAUAAUCGUAUUGGGAAUCCUAUUUUUAGUGUGUACGAUAAUUUAUCCCCCAUAGUUACAGUAGCUCAAAAUUUUGAUUCUCUUCUUGUACCAAAAGAUCAUCCAAGCAGAAAGAAAACAGAUUGUUAUUACAUAAAUCAAGACACUUUGUUACGAGCUCAUAUGACAGCUCAUCAGACAGAGUUGAUUUCCAUGGGUUUGAACAAUUUCCUUGUAAUAGGAGAUGUUUAUCGUAAAGAUGAAAUAGAUUCUAUGCAUUAUCCUGUUUUCCAUCAAGUAGAUGCUGUUAGAUUAUGUACAAUAGAUGAAGUAUUUCAAAAUGUGAAUAAUACAGAUGGUUUAAGACUGUUCGAACAUAGGGGUAUAGAAUCUAAUGAAAAACAAGCUUGCCAUACCUUAGAAUCUGUAAAAGUAAUGGAACAUGAGUUGAAAAACACUUUAACAGGUUUAGCACAGACUCUUUUUGGAUCAGAAGUUCAAUACAGGUGGACUGAACAAUAUUUUCCUUUCACUCAUCCGUCAUGGGAACUGGAAGUUUACUAUAAAGAUCGGUGGCUUGAAAUAUUGGGAUGUGGUAUUAUACGCCAAGAGAUAUUACAAAGGACAGGAACAGAAGAACGUAUUGGAUGGGCAUUUGGAUUAGGUUUAGAGAGACUGGCUAUGUGUUUAUAUGAUAUCACUAAUAUCAGAUUAUUUUGGAGCAAAGACACUGGUUUUUUAAAUCAAUUCAAAGUUGAAGAUCCCAAUGUGACAAUAAAGUACAAGCCAAUUAGCAUUUACCCUCAGUGCAAGAAUGACAUAAGUUUUUGGUUGCCGGAAGAUAGACACUAUUCGUCAAACGAUUUCUACGAUUUAGUAAGAGACAUCGGCGGCGAUAGAAUAGAACAAGUUAUAUUAAAAGAUGAAUUCACUGACCCUAAAACUAAGAGAUUAUCGCACUGUUAUAGCAUAACGUAUAGAGAUAUGGAACGUACGUUGACAAAACGGGAAGUAAACAACGUCCACAAACAAAUAGGAAAUAUUGCCGCUGAGAAAUUACAUGUAAAAGUCAGAUGA